AGCUACUCUGAAAUUGUUGGUCGGUAUAUUGAACCAUUCAUGUCAUGGAAAUUCUGUCUUUUUUUUUGGUAAGGGAAAAUCAAGGAAGAUUCAGUCUGUUAUCGCUAUAUGUAAUGUUUGCUGAUGGUCUGGUUUCACAAAGUCUGCUUGUAUUGACAGGUAGUUGUUGCAUGUUUUACAAGCCUUUUAUGAAUCAUUCAGCUCCCAAUUCCACUCAUCAUACAGACCUUUCUCGGUGUCCUGCGAUGAUGUAGGUAAGUUCGGCCUACAUUUUUAAUGAAAUACGACCGGUGUGACAUCGGGGGCCGAGUCUGUGGUGUGCUCGGACAGGGCAGAGUUGGGGGCAGAGUUUGGGAGGUGCAAAUGAACACUGUGCCUGCAAAUGAACAAUACCCCCCUGAGAGAGACAAAGACAGAGUUUGCAUUGUAGCGUUAGAGUCAAAAGCACUUCAACCCAUUUUAAUCCCUUUGGCUAGAGUUGCUGACACCGAACAACCCUUUAGAACAGCCUGUCCUCAUUGGGUAGAACAGCCAGCCACACUCGGUGUCUUUCCCCCCCCCAUACAAUACUACGCCAGCAAAUGUAACUGUUUUCCCUUGAGAUACUGCCAACAGUCAACCAAGACAGUGCAGGUGUGUGCUACCUCAGUUUUGACCUUCUACAACUAGAGACCAAAGGAACCGUUACACUGGAGCCCGAGCCUCAGUGUUCCCUCAUGAUUGAGGGCGACAGGGAGCUGUCUGCCAUGGCGCAGGAGCUCUGGGAUAACGACGUCAAUCGGUUAAAACCAGGGACCGACUACCGCAUCUCACUGCAGGGAAAAGCGGGAUAUGUUGCGUCUAUGAAUGACGACCAAGAUGGGAUUGGGUUACCUUUGUUCUCAUUUGUUGAUGAAAGCAUUUUCAAAAAGGAGACCUUCAUGGCUUUCAUCUCGUUGUUGGAUAACUACGUGAGCGAUACUGGAGAACCAGAGAUUGUUACCCCAGAGGAGGAGGCCGAAAAUCACAAAUUCCUAGAUUCCAUUAUAAAGACGCCCACCAUGAAGAUUGCUCAUAAGUACCUUGUGGAAAAGAACCUGUCCCCUUCGGACCCGACAGCAUUCAAGCAGCAGUUGUAUCGGAUCUGGUUUGAGCUCUAUGCAAGGAGAGGCUCCAGCAGGCCAGACUCCUCAGGAUUUGAGCAUGUGUUUGUCGGUGAGACUCGUGGUGGACGCACAGUCAUUGGAUUUCAUAACUGGAUUCAGCUGUAUUUGCAGGAGAAGCUUGGGCACAUUGACUACAAAGGCUACAGUGUGAAUGCACAUUCUCCUCAACCCGAUGAGAACAAGCACAUCUUGGCGUUACAGUUCAGCUGGAAAAAUGGCAUCAAACCUAAAGGCAGCAUCUUCAUUGGCGUCAGUCCAGAAUUUGAAUUUUCCCUUUAUACCCUGUGUUUCCUCAGCUCCCCUAACGAACGUGUAAAAGUGUCCUUCAGUCUCUAUGAGGUAGAGAUUGUCUGCCAUCAUUACAACCAGAAGCACAUUGGAACUACGUUCCCUAUUCUUUUGAAAUAUCAGACAGUCUAGAUGCCAUCUUUGACAUAGACUAAUGGGUAGGUGUUAAGAACAUUGUUUUUGUAUUUUUAUUAAAAAAU
This is a messenger RNA of Sardina pilchardus (European sardine), 1633 nucleotides long. RefSeq names its product endonuclease, polyU-specific 2 (gene endou2). Lineage: Eukaryota; Metazoa; Chordata; Actinopteri; Clupeiformes; Clupeidae. The transcript has 7 exons. Gene Ontology annotation, molecular function: RNA endonuclease activity. The record is from RefSeq and is a predicted model, not a curated record. The coding region runs from base 717 to 1565 and encodes 282 amino acids.